Messenger RNA from Epinephelus moara (kelp grouper), 1401 nucleotides. It is a transcript of the gene taf8, whose product is annotated as TAF8 RNA polymerase II, TATA box binding protein (TBP)-associated factor. The transcript is spliced from 8 exons. Gene Ontology annotation, biological process: transcription initiation at RNA polymerase II promoter. Gene Ontology annotation, molecular function: protein heterodimerization activity. The record is from RefSeq and is a predicted model, not a curated record. Bases 144 to 1070 code for a protein of 308 amino acids. Gene Ontology annotation, cellular component: transcription factor TFIID complex. Lineage: Eukaryota; Metazoa; Chordata; Actinopteri; Perciformes; Serranidae.
UCCGGUCUUGUAACGGAAACGACGACAUAGAUUCACGGUGUGUUUACGAACGGCGGCUACGACGGCUCGUUGGACAAAUACAGUUUUCGUCACUAUCGUGUUAAAUGCGUUUAAUCCAAAGAGCAGAGUGAAUUAAAUUACAGAUGGCGGAUCCCGCGGUGGCGUCGGGAGGUUCACUGAAUGCAGGAGGGCGUGGGAGUGGUAGUAAAGCAGCUACCAGCCCUGCAGAGAACUACCACCUGGCCCGACGUCGCACCCUGCAGGUUGUUGUCAGUGCCCUCUUGACAGAGAGUGGCUUCGAGAGCGCGGAGAAGGCAGCAGUGGAGACACUCACUGAGAUGAUGCAGAGCUAUAUAACUGAAAUAGGUCGAUGUGCUAAAGCUUAUUGUGAACACACAGCCAGAAGCAUCCCAACCCUGUCGGAUACAGUGGUCACACUCAUUGAAAUGGGUUUCAAUGCCGACACUCUGCCUGUGUAUGCCAAGAGGUCACAGAGGAUGGUUAUAACAGCCCCCCCAGUGACGAACCCACCCGUGACUCCUAAAGCACUGUCAGCGGGACAGAAGCGCACGCAUCCAGCUCAUAUCCCCAGCCACUUCCCAGAGUUCCCCGACCCUCACACCUACAUCAAAACACCCGCGUUCAGAGAGCCUGUGUCUGACUACCAAGUGGUGAGAGAGAAGGCAGCGAGUCAGAGGAGAGACGUGGAGCGAGCGCUCACACGCUUCAUGGCCAAGACCGGAGAAACUCAGAGCCUCUUCAAAGACGACGUCACCGCCUUCCCAUUAAUCGCAGCACAACCAAGCUCCAUCCCGUAUCUCAGCGCCCUCCUGCCCUCAGAGCUGGAACUACAGACCUUAGAGGAGACAGACUCCUCUGAGCAGGACGACCAGACGGACAGUGAGAACACAGCAGGAAACAUCAUCAAUGAUGAUCCCGGGGCUGACAAAGAGAACUCCAUGCUUCCUCCCAGCGGCGUUGUUCCUUCUACAAAGGCUAGUGAGGACAAUGUGAUCGACAACCCGUACCUUCGGCCAGUUAAGAAACCCAAAGUGAGGAGGAAGAAAUGAGUCAGAGCCCACCCUGAACCUACAGACUCAUAUUUGCCACAGUGGUUGGUGCUUUCAGCGGUCCAGUCAGUGACUCCCCCCCCACAGAGAGGAGCAGCCCGGUGUUGAGACCUGCUGUGUGAGCCGGGACCAUCGGAUGCUGUUGGCUUUUUGUAGGCUGACUGCCUUCUGUUGAAGAGAGAACUGCAUUUUGUUGUGUUAAUUGUCAUUUUUUCAGCAAGCACUCACUUUGUUAAAAAUUUGUGAUAUUACUUUGUAAGCAACAUCAUGGUGUGACAUACAGAUCAUACAGGAAUCCAGUCAUUUGUGAAUAAAGAGAACUGUUCCUUUU